CGCCUCCGCCACCGUGUGGCGCCAGCAAUGGUCCAAGCUGCCGGAUGCCAAGCUCCAGGGCACCGUCUGGAGCGAGCUGGAUGAGAGCAAGCUGUAUAACAUGGAGCCGGAGUCGAUAGACAAGCUCUUUACGGCUUACCAAAAGAAUGAGAGUGUCGGCCAUCGAUGGCCGACACCAAGUCCAGUGCCGCCAAGGGCACCACCAUGCUGUGGCGCGCAUCAUCUACAAAUACGCACUGGAUCACCUGCCCAAGGACCGAACCCAGUAGCUGUUUAAGGCCUACACCAUACACGAGAAGAAGUACGGCGAUUGGGCUGGAAUCAAGGACGUGAUCGUUCCUAAGCAUCUGUAGCACGCUUGCUUAGUGAGCAGCAGGGUCGAAUCCGUCUCGAGUGUCUGGUUACCCAGGGCAGCAUAUCCGAUGACCAGAAGGUGGUCGGUCUGACUGGCUGCAAUGGAGCUGUGUCGCCACCGCCGCCCUCGGCCUUACCACUGCCACCGACGGCGCCAGCCAUGAUGCCACCACCACCGCCGCCCUGUCCGGGUGCACCGCCUCCGCCACCGUGUGGCGCCAGCAAUGGCUCCUGUGCCACCCAAGGUGGAGCUGCCAGAGAAGAACGUUCCACUGCCCACGAAUCCAUUAAAGAGCUUCAACUGGUCCAAGCUGCCGGAUGCCAAGCUCCAGGGCACCGUCUGGAGCAAGCUGGACGAGAGCAAGCUGUAUAACAUCAUGGAGUCGGAGUCGAUAGACAAGCUGUUUUCGGCUUACCAAAAGAAUGAGCUACCGAUGGCUUCUAUAAGGUUCUGCGUGCAACUGACGGCAAGCCAGCAAAGCAGAAGGUGCACUCAUUGAUCGAUGGAGGCUGGGCCCAGAACUGCACCAUCCUCGUCAGCCAUUUGCCCGCGUAUUCCCACAUGCUCUCUCUGCUGCAGCACAUGCUUCUGCUGCCCUAUUCUGGUCACUGCACGAAUCACUGGCUGCUGAUCAAUCGCGUAGUCCAGCUGGUUGUGAUGCAGGU
This is a messenger RNA of Drosophila serrata, 1020 nucleotides long. Its product is annotated as disheveled-associated activator of morphogenesis 1-A-like. The record is from RefSeq and is a predicted model, not a curated record. Lineage: Eukaryota; Metazoa; Arthropoda; Insecta; Diptera; Drosophilidae.